UGGUCUCCUUCAGACACCUCUAGCCCGACAUGAGGGCGUAUUCCAUGUAUUACAGCAACGCGCUGCCCAGUGAUUCAAAGGCACAUACAUUUAGAACACUGGGGGCUUUGUGCUCGCAUACUUCUCAUGUUGGGCCAGCUGUUGCGUAAUCCUCUCCGUUGUUCCCGUCUCCUCAUGGUGCCAUGCUGAAGGUGUUGUUAGUGAUGCACCUGGCAGCAGGUGGUUGUCAGAGAAUCUGGCAGCUUUGUUCAUUCAAAGUCAGCGGGGGGGAAUCCUCUGUGCUCUCCUGGUGCUCACAGUGUCUCAGACACAGUGAGGUGGUGGAACCAGGCCAGGGUCAGGGGUCAAUGCUCAGGUGCCUGGUUUGUAUUCAGUCGGUGUACAUGUCUCUGAUCUUUCAGGGAGAUCACAUUGUGAGCUUCACACGAGAACUUGUGAGUUAUUUCAGGUUAUAGUUUGGCAGUAUGGAAGCUUUGACCUUAAUGACAUCCAGAUGAAGAUCUCCCUGUGUGAGUCCUGGAGCAGCCUGCCACAGCACCACCUCCUCACGCUCACUCCGCAGCUGACGACUCAUGGAAGUGAAAUGACAUCAUGUUCACGUCAGCUGAUCUCUGUUCUGAAGUCCCUGGUCUGUCGGAGUAUCUGCUGCGUCACAUGUGACGUAGUUCCACCCUCUCCAGGCUCUUCCCUGCUCCCUAUCUUCUUCCUGAUCCAGAAACAUUCAUCCUCUGCCAGCAGCCCUCUGGACAGCCCCAGGACCGCGUCCGCCAGCGCCUGCCUCAACUUCCCGUUUGCCCGAAGUCACUUGGCUCGUGCUGACAGGGCGGAGGGCCGGCGGUGGUCUCUGGCCUCCCUCCCCUCCUCCGGCUAUGGAACCAACCCGCCCAGCUCCACGGUGUCGUCCUCCUCGUCCUCCCAGGAGCGUCUCCACCAGCUUCCCUACCAGCCCACUCAGGACGAGCUGCACUUCCUCUUCAAGCACUUCCGCAGCACCGACAGCAUGACGGACGAGGACGGCAGGACCUCCACCCUCAUACGACCUCGGUCCCGCAGCCUCAGCCCCGGGAGGUCGAGCGUCUCCUUCGACAAUGAGAUCGUGAUGAUGAACCACGUGUACAGGGAGCGCUUCCCCAAGGCCACGGCCCAGAUGGAGGAGCGCCUGUUCGACAUCAUCGCCCAGUGCUCCGCCGACGGCUCCCUGCCGCUGGCCGACGGGGUCCUGGGCUUCAUCCAGCACCAGCUGGUGGAGCUGGUCCGAGACUGUCUGGACAAGUCCCGGACGGGCCUGGUCACCUCGCCCUACUUCGCUGAGCUGCAGGAGAAGCUGGAGAAGCUGCUGCACGAGGCCUACGAGCGCUCUGAGAGCGACGAGGUCACCGUCAUCACCCAACUGGUGAGGAAGAUCCUCAUCAUCAUCUCACGGCCAGCGCGCCUCCUGGAGUGUCUGGAGUUCGACCCCGAGGAGUUUUACCACCUGCUGGAGGCAGCAGAGGGCCACGCCAAGGCCGGCCAGGGCAUCAAGACGGACAUCCCACGCUACAUCAUCAGCCAGCUGGGGCUGACCCGGGACCCUCUGGAAGAAAUGGUUCAGCUGGACCAGUACGACUCCGCUGCCCCAGGGGAGCCAGGCGCCCACGUGGAGAAUAAAGCUCCGCUGACUCCGACUCGAAGGAAACCUUUUGAGAGUGACUUUGAAACCAUCAAACUCAUCAGCAAUGGAGCUUACGGGGCCGUGUACCUGGUCCGGCACAAGGAGACCCGCCAGCGCUUCGCCAUGAAGAAGAUCAACCGCCAGAACCUGGUCCUGAGGAACCAGAUCCAGCAGGCCUUCGUGGAGCGGGACAUCCUGACCUUUGCGGAGAACCCCUUCGUGGUGUCCAUGUUCUGCUCCUUCGAGACGCGCCGCCACCUCUGCAUGGUCCUGGAGUAUGUGGAAGGGGGCGACUGUGCCAACCUGCUGAAGAACAUGGGCCCGCUGCCCGUGGAGAUGACCCGGCUGUACUUUGCAGAGACCGUCCUGGCCCUGGAGUACCUGCACAACUACGGCAUCGUGCACCGGGACCUGAAGCCGGACAACUUGCUGAUCACGUCCAUGGGCCACAUCAAGCUGACGGACUUCGGCCUGUCGAAGAUGGGCCUGAUGAACAUGACCACCAACCUGUACGAGGGCCACGUGGAGAAGGACACCAGGGAGUUCAUCGACAAGCAGGUGUGUGGCACUCCGGAGUACAUCGCCCCCGAGGUGAUCCUGAGGCAGGGCUACGGGAAGCCGGUGGACUGGUGGGCCAUGGGGGUCAUCCUCUACGAGUUCCUGGUGGGCUGCGUCCCGUUCUUUGGGGACACCCCCGAGGAGCUGUUCGGACAGGUGGUCAGUGAUGACAUCAUCUGGCCAGAAGGAGACGACAUGCUGCCCUUCGAUGCUCAAGACCUGAUCACACACCUCCUCCGGCAGAUGCCCCGGGAGCGCCUGGGAACCGGCGGAGCUCCAGAAGUCAAGCAGCACCCGUUCUUCGUGGGUCUGGACUGGAACGGACUCCUGAGGCAGAAAGCCGAGUUCAUCCCUCAGCUGGAGGCCGAGGACGACACCAGCUACUUCGACACUCGCUCAGAGCGGUAUCAUCAUCUGGCCUCUGACGAAGACGAGGAGACCAACGACGAAGAGUCUUCCCUGGAAAUCCGACAGUUCUCCUCCUGGUCGCAUCGCUUCAGCAAGGUCUACAGCAGCACCGAACACCUGGCCACGCCCUCCAACCUGAGCUUCUCCUCUGACCGCAGCCACAGCGAGGAGAAGGAGGAGCGGGCGGACCCCCCGGGGUCCGCCCGCUCCUCCCUGAGCCCGGCGGACGGGGAGCGCCGGCCCGCGGCUCACCUGGCCAGCCUCCGCCCCCGGGCGUCCUCUAGCUCCUCCCCCUCCGAGAGGAGCACCAGUCCCCUGGUGAUGAGCAGCACCCACAGCCUGGAGGCCAUGCCCCGCUUCGCCCUGUCCACCGACGACGAAGCUGAGGUGGUCGUGUCCAACCUUCGGAGGAUCAGGAUCCGCAGCAACAGCACCGGAGCCAAGCACUCGUCCCCCAAGGACCCGGCCGGGCCCGCCGGGCCGCGGCGCUUCGGGAACCAGCUGGAGGUGCCGGACCGGCUGCCCUGUGGGGGGAAGGUCCCCAAAUCAGCCUCCAUCUCAGCCCUGUCCCUCAUCAUCACCACAGACGAUGUGGCCGGCGGCCUGCAGCCCGGCCCCGUCUCGCCGCGCUCGCUGUCCUCCAACCCGUCGUCCCGUGACUCCUCCCCCAGCCGCGACCUGGCGCUCCGGCCCUGCAGCCUGCGGCCGCCCAUCGUGGUCCGCACCACGGGGAAGAAGUCCGGCUUCACGCUGAGGGCCAUCCGCGUGUUCAUGGGCGACAGCGACGUGUACACGGUGCAUCACAUGGUGUCGGCUGUGGAGGAGGGCAGCCCGGCCCACCAGGCGGGCCUCCUCACCGGAGACCUCAUCACCCACGUGAACGGGGAGUCGGUCCACGGCCUGGUGCACCCGGAGCUGAUGGAGCUGCUCCUGAAGAGCGGCAGCACGGUGGCGCUCCAGACCAUCGCUCUGGAGAACACGUCCAUCGAGGUGGGUCCGGCUCGGAAGACCAAGCACAGAGGGAAGAUGGCCCGGCGCAGCAAGAAGAGCAAGAGGAGAGACAACUACGACAGGCGGCGCAGCAUCCUGAAGAAGCUCUCCAAGCAGAGCACCGCGCUGCACGGCAGCCGCAGCUUCAGCUCCGGCCUGCACCACUCCGUCUCCUCCAGCGAGAGUCUCCCCGGCUCCCCCACACACAGCCCGUCCCCCGGGCCGGCCACGCCCUGCCGGAGCCCCGCCCCCGACCGCCAGGCCUGCGACGCCGGCCACUCCCCUCAGAGCACGUCUCCGUGCUCCAGCUCUCCGAGCUCGCCGGCGGCUCACAUCCGGUCCGGCUCGCUGCACGGCCUGGGCGCCAAGCUGGGCCCGCAGCGCUACACCAAGGUGGGCCGCCGCAAGUCCACCAGCAACAUCCCGCCGUCGCCCCUGGCCUGCAACUCGUCGUCCACGCAGCCGCUCUCUCCUCAGCGCUCGCCCUCUCCUCUGUCCGGCUUCGCCAAAAGCCUCCACGGCAAGGCGCCGCCCCCCCCCGCCGCGGCGAGGCACGCGGUCCGGCCCCGCAGCGCCGAGCCGCCGCGCUCCCCGCUGCUGAAGAGGGUCCAGUCGGCCGAGAAGCUGUCGGGCGGCUACCACGCGGACAAGAAGUCGUACGCCUCCCGCAGGCACACGCUGGAGGUGCCGUUCUACUGCGAGGGCGAGCCGCCGGGGGAGCGCGAGGCCUCGGGCCCCCGCUGCUCCUUCCUGGGCGGAUACAUCGGGGGCCCGAGGCCGAGGGACUCGGAGCAGCUGGUGGUGAUGAGGAAGCUCAACCUGUCGGAGCGGAGGGACUCCUUCAAGAAGCAGGAGGCGGUGCAGGAGGUGAGCUUCGACGAGCCGGAGGAGAAGAGCGGCGCCGCGGUGCAGGAGGCGCCGGACCGGCUCGACCGGACCCUCGCCGGACCCCGGGGCGGCGGGGAGGGGGAGGGGAGGUUCACGCCGGUCCCCCAGAUCGCCGUGCAGGGCUCCACGGAGAGCGAGCGGGACGAGUGGGAGGCGUGUUCAGACGGAGAGGACGAGGCCCCGGGGCCGGAGGCGGGCGCCGCUUCCUGUCCGCCGGCAGGACUUCCUGUUGGCGGCCGCGGCGCCGCCGGACCCCCCGCGGAGGAGACUCCGCCAAAGGGCGUCUGAGGAGGUGCCGCCUCACGUCUCAGAAGUUAAAACUCAUCUACGAAUAAAAGUAGGAGAAGA
This is a messenger RNA of Pseudoliparis swirei, 4843 nucleotides long. RefSeq names its product microtubule associated serine/threonine kinase 3b (gene mast3b). Gene Ontology annotation, molecular function: protein binding; magnesium ion binding; protein serine/threonine kinase activity. NCBI's taxonomy places the organism in Eukaryota, Metazoa, Chordata, Actinopteri, Perciformes, Liparidae. The transcript has 26 exons. Gene Ontology annotation, biological process: peptidyl-serine phosphorylation; intracellular signal transduction. The record is from RefSeq and is a predicted model, not a curated record. Bases 494 to 4783 code for a protein of 1429 amino acids.